Messenger RNA from Balaenoptera acutorostrata (minke whale), 2324 nucleotides. RefSeq names its product carbonic anhydrase 12 (gene CA12). The record is from RefSeq and is a predicted model, not a curated record. Gene Ontology annotation, cellular component: plasma membrane. The transcript is spliced from 11 exons. Bases 352 to 1419 code for a protein of 355 amino acids. NCBI's taxonomy places the organism in Eukaryota, Metazoa, Chordata, Mammalia, Artiodactyla, Balaenopteridae. Gene Ontology annotation, molecular function: carbonate dehydratase activity; zinc ion binding.
GGUCAGCCCCGGCUCCGGGGAGCGCCCGAGCCGCCGUCCCGCGGAGAGCUGCUGAAGUCAGGGUUACAACUCACCUUGGAACUGGGGCGCCAGACCUCCCGUAGGCAGGGCGUUCUCCCGCCACCCUCCACCCGGUGACAUCAUGUGUUUAGGACUGAGUCUCUCCAUAAAAGCAGCCCGCGGGAAGCCAGGAGCCCAAAGAACAGACGUGCUCGCCCUGGCGCCCCGGCUUCGCGCACGAAGUCCCAGUGCGCGCCCCCCGCCGGCCCCAGCACCGGAGCCAGAGGGAGAGAAGGAGCCCAGCUGCCGGCAGCCCCGCGCCCGCCUCCUGCCCGGAGGAGCCGCCCGAAGAUGCCCCUCCGCAGCGUGCACGCGGCUGCCGUCCUCCUGCUCGUGGUCUUAAAGGAACAGCCUUCUAACCCAACCCCACUCAACGGAUCCACGUGGACCUAUAUAGGUCCCGAUGGGGAGAAGAGCUGGUCCAAGAGCUACCCAUCAUGUGGGGGCCUGAUGCAGUCCCCAAUAGACCUGCACAAUGACAUCCUCCAGUACAACGCCAGCCUUGUGCCCCUUGGCCUCCAAGGUUACAGUGAGUCUGCCGACCAGCAAUUUGUCCUGACCAACAAUGGCCAUUCAGUGAAGCUGAAACUGCCCCAGGACAUGCACAUCCAGGGCCUUGGGGCCCGCUACAAUGCCUCGCAGCUGCACCUGCACUGGGGAGACCAGAAUGAACCUCACGGCUCGGAGCACACUGUCGGUGGGAAGCACUUUGCUGCCGAGCUGCAUAUGGUCUAUUAUAACUCGGACCUGUACCCCAAUGCCAGCAUCGCCAGUGACAAGCCAGAAGGCCUCGCGGUCCUAGCUGUUCUCAUAGAGAUGGGCUCCUUCAAUCCAUCAUAUGACAAGAUCUUCAGUCACCUUAAAGAUGUAAAGUACAAAGGCCAAGAAGUGUCCAUUCCGGGUUUCAGCAUUGAAGAGCUGCUGCCGAAGAGGCCUGAGGAGUACUACCGCUACCGAGGGUCCCUGACCACACCUCCUUGCUACCCGACCGUGCUCUGGACGGUUUUCCGGAACCCUGUGCAAAUUUCCCAGCAGCAGCUGGUGGAUUUGGAGACAGCCCUGUACUGCACACGGGUGGAUGACCCGUUCCCUAGAGAGAUGAUCAACAACUUCCGGCAGGUCCAGAAAUUUGAUGAGAGGCUGGUGUACGUCUCUUUCCGACAAGGGCCAGACCCUACGUACACAGGACUGAGUCUGGGCAUCGCCCUUUCUGUGGCCCUGGCUGGCGUUCUGGGCAUCAGUAUGGUCCUGGCAGUAUCCAUUUGGCUUUUCAGAAGGAAGAAGAGCGGCAAAAAAGUUGCCAACAAAGGAGUCAUCUACAAACCGGCCAUCAAGCAGGAGACUAAGGCCCAUGCCUGAGGCCCUGGCACGCCCAGGCGUGUCCAAGGAAGGACUUGGCUUUGGACACAACCUGCUGUGGCUUCCUGGACACUUGAAAUACCGGAGGGUUCUCUGGAGUUCCACCCACAAGCACCCCAGACCCUUGGGGGACCCCACCAUCCUGAUGCCAUGCCACCCCCAGUGGGAGCGUGGAUGGGGAGAGCUCGCCUCGGAGGUAGGAGGUCUGAGCUGUCUGCUUCGCGAGUGUGAGACCAUGAAGUGGUCCGGAUUCUGGGAGCACAAACCCCGUCGCCCGCUGCGGGCUGUUACUGGUUAGAACACACUCUUAUCCAGGGCUUCACCUGAACGUGGUUUCAAGUGUCCCGGGAAUUCGGUUUCUCGUCCAUGCCUUCAGACCAGCACACGGACUCUCUCUGCGCUCAGACUUAGGCUCCGCUCUUGAGACUCAGUUUCCUUCCCCAGGGAAGGGCUUGUUGUCUGCUUUCCUUCUGCUAUGACAACACCUUUAGUCUGACCUUACAGCUGGGGGGACGGGGGUAACAGGAAGGGUCAAGGUGUCCGAGACAAAAAGAAAACAAGAGGGCUUCCCUGGUGGCGCAGUGGUUGAGAAUCUGCCUGCUAAUGCAGGGGACACGGGUUCGAGCCCUGGUCUGGGAAGAUCCCACAUGCCACGGAGCAGCUGGGCCCGUGAGCCACAACUACUGAGCCUGCGCGUCUGGAGCCUGUGCCCCGCAACGGGAGGGGCCGCGAUAGUGAAAGGCCCGCGCACCGCGAUGAAGAGCGGUCCCCGCACCGCGAUGAAGAGUGGCCCCCGCUUGCCGCAACUAGAGAAAGCCCUCGCACGAACCGAAGACCCAACACAGCCAAAAAUAAAUAAAUAAAUAAAGUAGCUAUAAAAAAAAAAAAAAAAGAAAAGAAAACAA